Messenger RNA from Podarcis raffonei (Aeolian wall lizard), 1185 nucleotides. It is a transcript of the gene CAV2, whose product is annotated as caveolin 2. The record is from RefSeq and is a predicted model, not a curated record. Gene Ontology annotation, cellular component: Golgi apparatus; cytoplasmic vesicle; caveola. Bases 202 to 690 code for a protein of 162 amino acids. The transcript is spliced from 3 exons. NCBI's taxonomy places the organism in Eukaryota, Metazoa, Chordata, Lepidosauria, Squamata, Lacertidae. Gene Ontology annotation, molecular function: molecular adaptor activity; protein kinase binding. Gene Ontology annotation, biological process: insulin receptor signaling pathway; caveola assembly; negative regulation of endothelial cell proliferation.
GCUUACGGGAGCGGCGGCGGCGCAGCUUGCCGUGGGCUUCUCCGGGGCGUGGUCUCGGGCUUUGCCCACUCCACCCAGCGACGCGAUCCACGAGCACCCAAGGGUGGGGGAAAGAGGGGGACGUGGAGAGGAGGGGAGGAGGGGGGAGCUCCCCAGCCGCAGCCCAGGAAGACCUUCGGGACCCAGGCGGCCCCAGCGACGAUGGGGCUGGAGAAAGAGAAAGCGGACACCAAGAUCUUCAUGGAUGAAUACGGCUUCAACCGAAGCAGCAGCCCCGCUCUGUCGGACGCGGAGAAGAGCCUGGAGAAAACCCCGGACAGGGACCCGCGCGGGAUUAACACGCAUCUGAAGCUGGGAUUUGCGGAUGUGAUUGCGGAGCCGGCGUCCACGCACUCCUUCGACAAAGUCUGGAUCUGCAGCCACGCACUCUUCGAGCUCAGCAAAUACCUGAUCUAUAAGAUCCUGACGCUCUUCCUUGCGGUCCCCUUGGCCUUUGUGGCAGGGAUCCUCUUUGCUGUGCUCAGCUGUCUGCACAUCUGGAUUGUGGUUCCUUUCACAAAGUCCUGCCUUAUGGCUUUGCCCUCUGUGCAAGCUGUAUGGAAGAGCGUGACAGAUGUUUUCAUUGCACCGCUAUAUCACAGCGUAGGAAGGUGCUUUGCAUCAGUCGACAUACGCCUUGUCCAAGAGUGAACACCUGGGAACUAACGCUACUCUAGUCUUAAACAAUGUUAAACCUCCUUGCUGAAUAAUUCAUUCCAAAUUACUACUGUUUAAAUGGCUGACUUUUGUUUUUACCUCUUCUUCCAUCAGGGUUGCACUUUUCUGGAAGCAAAGCUUGCUUUGGGAAUGGGGAAAAAUUGUUAAGAAAAAAUGAUUCCAUUUUCUAAAUGAAAAAUAACAGGCUGCAUUUGGCAUCACUUUAUUUUAAUGGUACUAUCAUUGUCUGGUCCCCACAGAUGUGUCAUGGGGACUUACAUGACCACAUCACAUAUGCCUGCCCAGACAUGUAUUACUACAAUGAAUCCUAACUACAAGAAGUCACUGUGCACUGUAUCAACUAAAACGGUAUCUAUUGUAUUACCCAAUUUCUUUGACAGCUAAUACCUGGCCUAUUUUAUGCAUGUUUUACUAUACAGCUCACUCUCAGAAUUCUAAAUGUAUCCAGAAUAUUGUUUGUUACUCCUG